ACGUCACAGUGCUAGUGUGGAGACGCAACACGGUUGUGAAACUCGAUCCGUGCACCCUUAAUGAAGAUGACAAAUGAGUCCAGUUGUCCUCAGGGCUCAGACACAGCCUUUAAAUAACCAUUAUGUAACACAGCAUUCAAAACAAGAGGAACCGGCUGUAGUGAGGAAACUGCGCUCUCGCGAAACGCGCGUUCGUGCUGCCAUGAAUUCUCGCAAUAAUGCUUCGUGUUUGCCCGGGAUCAAACGGGUGGCUAUUUUUGGAGGCACACAUGGAAACGAAAUGUCCGGCAUUACGUUGGUUAAUAUGUGGAUGAAGAAUGCAGCCGAGACGAAAAGAAACGGACUGGUAACCAAGCCGUUCAUAAGCAAUCCGAGAGCAGUGGAAAAAUGCGUAAGGUACAUCGACACGGAUCUGAACCGCGCAUUCACUCCUGCUAAUAUCAGUGGUCCAGAUACGGAAGGGCUGCCGUAUGAAGUCCAGAGGGCUCGGGAAAUCAAUCAAAUGUUUGGUCCCAAGGGAAGCUCGGAUGCGUAUGAUGUCAUCUUUGACCUUCACAACACCACCUCAAACAUGGGCUCCACCCUCAUUCUGGAAAGCUCAAAAGACCUCUUCAACCUUCAGAUGGUACAUUACAUCAAGAAGGCUAUGGCUCCGCACACCUGCUCAGUGCUGUUAAAUGAGCACCCACAGCUGAAAUAUUCAACCACACGUUCUGUUGCCAAACACCCCGUUGGUGUUGAGGUGGGCCCUCAGCCACAGGGGGUUUUGCGGAGCAAUGUGUUUGAGUCCAUGCGGACGAUAAUAAAGCAUGCACUGGACUUCAUUGAGCUCUUCAAUAGUGGUGUCGAUUUUCCUACAUGUACAGUGGAAGUCUUCAGAGUUCGGGAGAGUAUGGAUUACCCCAGAGACACCAACGGCAACAUUACAGCUAUGGUUCAUCCUCAUCUACAGGAUUGCGACUGGGAACCUUUGAACCGGGGUGACCCUAUGUUCCUAACUUUCGAUGGAAAAACAAUCCCCUUUGAAGGUGCCAGCACAGUGUUCCCUACAUUCAUUAAUGAGGCCGCCUACUACGAGAAACAGCAAGCGUUCAUGACCACCUGUAGAGAAAUAUUAGCUGUUAAUGCUGUCAGAAAAGUAUAGUGUUUAACCGUGUUUUUUUUUCUUUCUUUUAAAUUCACUGUGGCAUCUACAAGGUACUACCAAAUUCAAACCACAUUCAAUGGUACAAACCCUGUCACUAGGAUGUUACCCUUUAAAAUGUCCUAAUAUAUAUGUACCUUUAAGCUACUAAUAUGAAACGUGUAUGCAAAAGGGUACACCCCAGUGAUGGCUUCUGUACCUUUGUUUCUGUGAGUGCAUAAUAGUUUAUUUUUAAAAACUGUGAAUGUAUUUGUUUUAAAAAAAAGUUUUUUUUUAACAUUUUUAGAAAUACUUUUUUUACUAAAAAUGUUCUAUAAAGUACUCCAAUAUAUAAAUAUAUAAUGAAGAAAUUUAUUUUUUAGAUUAAUAUAUAUAUAUAUAUAUAUAUAUA
Molecule: messenger RNA, 1535 nt
Organism: Misgurnus anguillicaudatus (oriental weatherfish)
Lineage: Eukaryota; Metazoa; Chordata; Actinopteri; Cypriniformes; Cobitidae
Gene: aspa
Product: aspartoacylase
Cellular component (GO): cytosol
Molecular function (GO): hydrolase activity, acting on ester bonds; hydrolase activity, acting on carbon-nitrogen (but not peptide) bonds, in linear amides
Source: RefSeq, a predicted model, not a curated record